Messenger RNA from Leishmania mexicana MHOM/GT/2001/U1103, 501 nucleotides. RefSeq lists its product as hypothetical. Bases 1 to 501 code for a protein of 166 amino acids. The record is from RefSeq and is a predicted model, not a curated record. Lineage: Eukaryota; Euglenozoa; Kinetoplastea; Trypanosomatida; Trypanosomatidae. The transcript has a single exon.
AUGCCAAUCGUUUUGCACGAGGCCCGGGCCUUUCGGCGAUGCACCGCACCGUAUCUCCCACUCAUCUUCCGCAACUGGAAUCGGCUGGUGCUGGUGCCGUACCGCUUAGCGAUGUGGUGCGUGCACUUUAGUACCUUGAUCUGUGUUACACAAGGCAGCGAUCGCAUGAUUCGCGUCUCCUCCCUGGCGCUCGGCUACGCGGAGGCGGACUACGUCUUCCUGCGACAGGUCACAAACCUGUGCCUUGCCACCAGCUUCCUCUGCUUGCUCUUCAACCUUUGGGGCGUCUUGACGAGUCGCACGCUUCGCUUCGGUGUCGACAACUGGUUCCAGGGCACCUGCCAUGGCGCGGCGGCGGUGCUGUUGAUUGCGUCGUGGCAGGCCACCGCGCACAUCGCACGCAUCUGGCAGGUGUUUUACAUCUUUUCCAUCAUCCCCACCGGCAUCGAGGCCAUCACGCUGGGGCACUCCUACUGGAGCGGGAUGGAGUUGUUUUGGUAG